AUGGAUGUUUCUUCAAUGGAAGGCUUCGAGCGAUCUACUUCACAUACCGCCCCGGCUACUUGGCAAGAUCCUUCUCUCUUGUUUCCGACGCGUAUUGCGGCCAUCUACAUCUGGGUUGUGAUUACACUCUUGGUCUGGGGUGCCGUAGUUGCGAUAGGCCCUCAAGACUCAACAGAUCUCACGUUGCCAUAUUGGGUGAAGGAAAUCCUUCCUUGUGGAAUUGCGAAGCAUAUCAGAGUCAACGAAAGGCGCUGA
Molecule: messenger RNA, 255 nt
Organism: Colletotrichum gloeosporioides
Lineage: Eukaryota; Fungi; Ascomycota; Sordariomycetes; Glomerellales; Glomerellaceae
Exons: 2
Coding region: 1-255 (84 amino acids)
Source: RefSeq, a predicted model, not a curated record